AUGGACAAGCGAAAAGACAAAAAGAAGAAUGGAGGCGCAGCUCCGCAGGCGCGAGUCGCUGACGAGCGGUUUGCCAGCUUCCAGACCGAUCCUCGAUUCCGGCUGCCGUCGAGAAAGCACAUGAAGACGACCGUCGACAAGCGAUUUGCGGGCAUGCUCAAGGACAAUGACUUUACGGCCACUGCGCGAGUAGAUAAAUACGGACGAAAAAUCAAAUCAGACGCCAAGAAGAAGGCCCUGCAGAGACUUUAUCACGAAGAGGACGAGGAAGAGGAUAUUGAAGUUGAGGAUGAUGACGUCGUGCAAAGAGAGCUGCAAGCCGCGGGCGCAAGACCUCGAAGAUUCGAUCCUGCUCGAGAGGGAGGUUUUUCAUCUUCUGAAGAAGACUCAGAUUCUGAUGAAGAGUCGGAUGAAGAGUUGGAUCUUGCUACUGGUGGCGAUAUGCAGCGAUUGGAACGAGAGGAAAUCGAAACCGGCGAUGUCACGAACCGGAUAGCCAUUGUCAACCUCGACUGGGACCACGUCAAGUCAACGGAUCUGAUGGCGUUGUUCACCAGCUUCAUUCCCGCCAACGAGAGCGGCAAAGUUCUGAACGUAUCCGUGUACCCAAGUGAAUUUGGAAAGGAACGCAUGCAGAAAGAAGAGCUCGAGGGACCGGCCAGGGAGUUUUUCAAGAAGGGAAAGAAAAAGGAAGAAGUAGAGGACGAAAAUGCGUCUGACAGCGAGGCUGAAGAGGCCGCAAUCAAGAAGCAGCUGCUCCAAGAGGGCGACGAUCAAGAUUUCGACAGUGAUGCUUUGAGAGCAUAUCAGCUUGACAGGUUACGAUACUACUAUGCUGUCAUGACUUGCUCAAGUAAAAGCGCUGCACAAGCCAUCUACGAGGCGACCGAUGGAACUGAGUAUCAGUCUUCUUCCAACUUCAUCGACCUACGAUUUGUUCCAGACGAGGUCACCUUUGACGACGAACCCAGAGAUCAGUGCGACAAGGUGCCCGAGUCGUAUAAGCCCAUUGAGUUUGUCACCAAUGCGCUGCAAAGCUCAAAGGUGAAGCUCACUUGGGACACGCGUCCCGAGGACAUGAAUCGCAAAGAAUCCAUCAAGAGAGCGUUCAAGGGAAGCCGAGCAGAGAUUGACGAGCAAGAUUUGAAAGCCUAUCUUGCUGGAGACAGCGACAGCGACGAGGAUGAAGAUGAUGCUGACGGCAUUACCGAGCCCGCUGAUGGUGAGCCCAAGCUGACGAAAAAGGAGUUGGCUCGACAAAAGAUGCGCGAGGCUCUCGGUCUUGCAUCCGAGCCCGAGUCCAAAAAGUCCAAAGAUGGCCCCGUCGGCGAGAUGGAAGUCACCUUCACACCAGCUCUAUCAGGUGAGAAGUCUAAAAAGGAUGAGAAGGAAGAAACAACAAUCGAAAAGUACGCCCGUAAAGAGCGAGAGAGGAAAGAGAAGAAGCGACAAGCCGCCAAGGCCAAGCGCGAAGCUGUUGAUGAGGAUGAUGAGGACGACGAUGAUGAUGGUGGCGUCCAAAUUGCUCAGGGCGACGAUGAGGAUGAGGAUGAAGAUCUUGGCUUCAACGACCCCUUCUUCACCACCGACGACCCCGCCCCAACAUCCAAGACCUCUAUCCGCAAGGAAGAGCGCUUGAAGAAGCGCAAGGCUCGUGAAGCUGCCGAAGCCCGUGACGCCGAAGAAAAAGCCCACCUCACCAAGGUUAUGGCUGAAGACGCACAGGAAAACCAGGUGGAUCAUCUGGAUCACUUCGAUAUGAAUGAGAUUCUGAAGGCGGAGAAGCAAAAGGGCAAGAAGAAGAAGUAUCAGAAGAAGACCAAGGCCGAAGUGGGCCUGCAGGAAGACUUCAAGAUGGACGUCAAGGACGAUCGUUUCAAGGCUGUGUUUGAUAGCCAUGAGUUUGCUAUUGAUCCUUCGAACCCCAAGUUCAAGGCUACUGAGGGAAUGAAGAAGUUGUUGGAGGAGGGCAGGAAGAAGAGGAAGAUGGCUGUCGGCGGAGAGGAGGAGGAGAGGCCAAGUGGGAAGAAGAGUAAGAAGGGUCGACGGUAAAUGCUUCGUGAUUAGAAUACAUGUAUAUGAGAGCCAUAUUCUCGUGAAAAUAGAGUAGGGGGGAUUUGGCAUCUGUUUCCAUAUGGCGUCUUAUUUAUUUUUUCAUUAAAUCAUACUGUGUAGCUAUGUCUGUAUGGAAUUGAGGUCGGCAAGGAAAAAGAACAAUACCAAGUCCCGAAUCUUUCCGCGGCAUAACCGCUUCACUAUAUAUACCGUAACAUAAAUCAUGAACUCUCCCAAUACGAAUCUUGCCUGCAUAAGCUCAGUGCAAAGGGCCAAACUAAAUGAUACCCAAACAAAAGAACACGCUCUCAUAUGAAUUCGCUUCUCGCUUCUCUAUAACUUUCCAUGGGUAUUCCUGUACUUUCGUAUUCUCAGUAACGCUGUCAAUCUAAUCGCACCAUGAUAUCGAGCUGAAUCGGUUCAUCACGCAUCAAGAGGUUUUUGACCACUCCAAAAGUGCAUCUUGCCAUACGCAUGGACCUUGGGAUCUCGCAUAGCCUGGCGACACUGCAUGAAGAAGAUUUCCAUUUCGUCCUUUUCCCAUCCGAGCAUGGGGAAAUGGAUGGCUCCGACGGCAGGGAAGAAUUCCUCGCAGGCGAUGCGAUAGUACAUGCCAACCAGACGCAUGACCCUGACAGAGAGUAAAUAGUUGAAGAUAAGUUU
Molecule: messenger RNA, 2718 nt
Organism: Trichoderma atroviride IMI 206040
Lineage: Eukaryota; Fungi; Ascomycota; Sordariomycetes; Hypocreales; Hypocreaceae
Source: RefSeq, a predicted model, not a curated record